Molecule: messenger RNA, 1524 nt
Organism: Panicum virgatum (switchgrass)
Lineage: Eukaryota; Viridiplantae; Streptophyta; Magnoliopsida; Poales; Poaceae
Exons: 3
Coding region: 1-1524 (507 amino acids)
Biological process (GO): regulation of DNA-templated transcription
Molecular function (GO): DNA binding
Source: RefSeq, a predicted model, not a curated record
AUGGUGAUCAUCAGCCCCGUCGACGACCUCGCCAGCAGCCAUCCCCCCGCGGCCGGUGCCGACGGACGCGCUUUUCAACCGCCGGCGAGCAAUCCUGAGCCGCUGCUCUUCGACAACCUUAUUCGGGGGGCGGCAGCGUACCCUGCUGCUGCGGGCACGGCGGCUUGGAACCCUCAUCCUCAUCCGCCGUAUGCGUCAACAGCCACCAGCUCCGGCGGGUUCAACCCCUCGUCCUCGCCGCUGCUCUCCGGAUCCAUGAUGGACCCCUUCUCAGAGCAGCCACCACCGCUGCGCAUUGUGCGGCCGGCAAUGGUGGAGCCAUCCUACUGCUACCACCUGCCAACCAUGCUGGGGUUCCCGCCGCCGGCCUUUGCGCCCGGACCCUUUGCUCAAGGUGCCAGCGCCACACCGGCGCCGGUGCUGGUGCCGAUGCAGACCGCGAGCGUGGAGCCGGCCUACUACUACCCGCAAGCCCAGGGGGCAGCCGGAGAGGAAGCUGCAACCAUUCAGAAGGCUCAGGAAACCACCACACCCACCCCUCGGCGUCGCGGCCGGCCUCGCAAAACCGCCGCCGCCGUCGCCUCCAAGCCCGUGUUCAAGAAGGCGCCUAAGCGUGCCACGGCUCGAAGCAAACGAGCCGCAUCGCAGCAGGCAACAGCCUCUGCCACCAACGACUUGGCUACGAUGGCUGGCCAAGCUCUGGUCCAGAAACCAGAGCAGGCAGCCAGUGUUGCCGCGGCAUCCACCUCCGACGCCGCCCAGGCUCCUGCCCCGUGCAGAAACCCAAUGCCGCCGUUGCUCUGCCAGGAACAAUGGCGGCUGCAACCGACCUGCAGCAGCAGCAGUCUAAGCCCAGGGGGUCAAGCAGCUGCGGUGGUCGCCGGGCAGCCGGAGGUGACGCUACCGUACGCAUACGCGGAAACCUUCGCCGCCGGCGUGCGGUUCCGGCCGACGGACGAGGACCUCAUCUUCUUCCUCAGGCUGAAGCACGCCGGUCGAGAGAUCCCCGUCGGCUUCUUCAAGGAUUUCGACGUCUACCAAGCAUCCCCCGAGGCAAUCAAAGCUGCGUGCGGGGUGGUGGACGACGACGGGUGCUGGUACGCGUUCUCGCCGAGGGACCGCAAGUACAAGAACGGCGCUCGGCCCAAGAGGAGCGUCGUCGAGGAGGGCGGCCAGCAGCUGGGCUACUGGAAGUCCAACACCAAGCUGGCCUAUGUGCUCACCAGUGGCAAAGGCGAGGGCGCGGUGGUGACGGGGAACGUGACGUCGCUCACCUUCCAUGUCGGCCACCAGCCCGACGGGGCGCAGACGCCAUGGAAGAUGAAGGAGUACGCCAUCCCGGAGAACCAGCACGCGCCUGAUGGCUCAGCCACGCGGAGAAGCCUAAAACAGGAGGCUCAUGUAGGUCUUCUUGAAGUGGCUGAACUCUCCCUUGAUGAGCCUGAAUUGCAAGCUGUAUAUUUGGGUCUUGAGGUUGUGGACGUGGAGGAGAAUGAAGCACCUGUUGAGGAUGUAGAAGCAUAA